Molecule: messenger RNA, 696 nt
Organism: Centruroides sculpturatus (bark scorpion)
Lineage: Eukaryota; Metazoa; Arthropoda; Arachnida; Scorpiones; Buthidae
Product: visual system homeobox 1-like
Exons: 3
Coding region: 1-696 (231 amino acids)
Biological process (GO): regulation of transcription by RNA polymerase II
Cellular component (GO): nucleus
Molecular function (GO): RNA polymerase II cis-regulatory region sequence-specific DNA binding; DNA-binding transcription factor activity, RNA polymerase II-specific
Source: RefSeq, a predicted model, not a curated record
AUGUCAUUGCCUUGCGGAUACGGUUUCCCUUCGUAUCCGUGUUGUCUUAUGUCGGAAGUACUUAAGUCUCCAACUUUAAAUCGUUGUCAAACAUAUAAUUCUGUCAUCUCUCAAUCGAAUAGUGAUGUUAAUAACAGGCCUAGUUUAUUUACUAUCGACAGCAUAUUAGGAAGAUCUUCACCACCCGUUAUAGCACCACCUCCCGUUCCUCAACAUCCAUCUUUCCAUUCGGUCUGGAGUCCGGUUUUGCCAUUACAUUUUCAUUAUCCCGCCGCAGAUUUUUAUGGUUCUCCUCAGCCGUUGUUACCACAUUACGUUGCAUCUCAGUCGUCGUUGCUGGGUGCAACGGCUCAGGGGCAAAGAAGAAAAAGAAGACAUAGAACCAUCUUCACAGAAGAACAAUUAGAACAGUUAGAAGCUGCAUUCGACAAAACUCAUUAUCCCGAUGUUCUGUUAAGAGAAGAAUUAGCUCUUCGAGUUGAUCUGAAAGAGGAAAGAGUUGAGGUUUGGUUCAAAAAUAGAAGGGCCAAAUGGAGAAAACAACAAAGAGAAGAACAGGAGCGUCAACGUCACCUUCAAGAAGAUUCUCUAAGACGAGAUUGCGACGGACACGUAGCUUUAACAUGGAACGACACAACCAUAAAUAACUGUCUAAGGCUAGAAGACGGGAAAUCUAAUUCGGCGUCACAAAAAUGA